AUGGCGGGCGGCGGGGCGCUGAGGGCGCUGCCCGCGCUGCUGCUGCUGCUGCUGCUGCUGACGGCGGGCGCGCUGGGCAAGCCCACGGCGCGGCAGGAGCGGGCCCGGCCCGGAGCCGCGCAGCACGAGGACCGGGCCGGCUUCCAGUACGACCACGAGGCCUUCCUGGGCAAGGAGGAGGCGCGGAGCUUCGACCAGCUCAGCCCGGAGGAGAGCCGUGAGCGCCUGGGGAAGAUUGUGGAUAGAAUAGACGAUGACAAAGAUGGCUAUAUCACAACAGAGGAGCUAAAAACCUGGAUUAAACGGGUACAGAAACGCUACAUCUAUGAAAACGUGGCCAAAGUUUGGAAAGACUAUGAUCUAAACAAGGAUGAUAAAAUUGCCUGGGAAGAAUACAAACAAGCUACAUAUGGUUAUUAUCUAGAAAAUCCAGAAGAAUUCCAAGAUGCAACUGAUCAGCACAGUUUUAAGAAAAUGCUGCCCAGAGAUGAAAGACGAUUCAAAAGUGCAGAUCUGGAUGGAGACUUGGCUGCCACUCGUGAAGAGUUCACUGCUUUCCUGCACCCAGAGGAGUUUGAGCACAUGAAAAACAUUGUUGUCUUAGAAACCUUAGAAGACAUAGACAAAAACGAGGAUGGUUUUGUGGAUCAAGAUGAGUACAUUGCUGAUAUGUUUGCAAAUGAAGAGGGUGGACCAGAGCCCGACUGGGUGAUUACAGAGCGUGAGCAGUUUUCAGAUUUUCGUGAUCUCAACAAGGAUGGAAAGAUGGACAAAGAUGAGAUCCAGCACUGGAUCCUCCCCCAGGACUAUGACCAUGCACUAGCUGAAGCCAGGCAUUUAGUCUAUGAAUCUGAUGUAGACAAGGAUCAAAAACUAACAAAAGAGGAAAUUCUAGACAACUGGAAUAUGUUUGUUGGAAGUCAAGCUACUAAUUAUGGGGAGGACCUCACAAGAAACCAUGAUGAGCUAUGAUACAGUGUGCCAACCAGUGUGCCACACAUCUUUUCUCCACCUUACUGAAAUCAUCGUGUCCAUCCCCUCCUGGAGGGAAGAUGGGCAAGGGACACUCACAACUGAAUGACCUGCAUUAAUAUUAUUUUUAACAUGCCAGCUUAUUACCUCAGAAACCACGUAGAAAUAGCUUUUUUACUUUCACAUGGUUAAAUACAAUCUAUAGUUACUACAGUUUUAUUUUUGAAAAAAUUAAGAAGGUAACUUUUCUGAAUAGGUUAGAGCCUGACAUGCAAAAGGCACUUCUAAAAACAUUGCAAAGAUCUUUAAUAGCCAAGUAUUUUCUUCAAAUACCCACUUUUACCAUAGUGAAAUGCACCUAGGAUUAGACCCCUAAUUAAAUUAUUUAGUUUUCUUUUCUAAUAGCAUGUAACAGUUUAGAGGUAACCCUUUGAGCCUCCUGCCCAGAGAAGUGUUUGAUACCAGCUUUGUCUGCACACAGUUGCUGUGUGCCAGUUGGGUCAGUGCUGCUGCAGGAGUGUCCAGCAGCCCCUGGCUCCUACUUCAGUGUGCAAAUGCACGGGUGGCCUUGUCCCUGAGCCUGGCAUUCCCAGGCAGGGAUGCAGAGUCCAGCCUGGCAGCUGCUCCUUCCACAACAGGGUAAUGUACAGCUGUUUGUGGGCCCUUGGCCUUGCUGCUUCCUGGGAGGAGUUGUGCCACAUAGAGCAUAAUUUAUCUCCUGCUUUUCACACUUUACCCCAGCCCUACUCUUGUUCACACAGUGUGAAUGGCAGCAGCUCUGUGAUGGAGAAGGAAUGAGACAUAUCACCCCUCUGGGCCUUCUGUCUCCUCUGCCACUAAGAGGAGAGGACAGAUUCUUGUGGCUGAACUUCUGGGUUUGUGUGUAUAUACCUGUAACUCUAAAGACAGCUCUCCUUCCAAAAAAGGGGGAAGCUUUCCACAUAGGUGCUUGAUUUUUUACUGUAUAAUGUGAGUUGUUACACGUUUAUUUUUAUAUAACCAACUUCUCUAAGUUUGGUUGUUUUUAACUGUACUGGUUUUAAAAGAAGCACAAUAAAACCAAUACUUCUUUUUACUGUGAAGGUGCAAUAACACUAACAGAUUAGCAGAGAGAUGAUGUGAAAAUACAAACCAAGCCUUUAAAGCCAGUAGUUCCCAAAGCACUGGGAUGGUCAUUUCCAAAAGCAUCUGGACAUACAACCCCGACUGUUUUUUGUCACCUCAUUAAAUAAAAAGAAAAGCUAAAAAGAAGUGCAUUAUACAUAGUAGCUGUAACUAGAAUUUGUUCUGGACCCUAGUACUGGGAGAUCAGGACUCCACAGCAGUGUUCUCUGGGAGGUUCCUGGGAGGUUUGGUGUAAAACAUCACACCCUGGUCCCAUAACCAUCCAGAGGGGAGCUUUGAGACUCCCAGGCUGUGAGACACUUCAGCAGUUCAACACAUUUGUAAAAAUCAUCAGGAGGCAGUGCAGAACUGUGACCUCUUUGAACAGUGUCAUUUUUAUAAGGUCACAGAACUGUGGUGCAAUAUUUUACAUCUUGCAGUUGAAGAUAAUUAAAUGUAGAUUGCUGAGUCUGACAGAAAUGACAUGUGCUUGCUGGCACCACCACUAAGCUUUUGGGGUUCAUGUCUUGUGACAUUGCCAGCAAUGUCUCUGAAAACUCCCUACCUCUCCCACUAGCAUACAGUAGGGCAAAUGUCAUCAAAGUGAACUGGUUUUGCUUUUACAGCACCCUCAAGUUAAAUAAAAGCCUAAAUGCAGUGUUAUCUGGGAAGCAAUAAAAUUGUAUCUUGGCACGUGUAAAUGAUUAUAUAUUUUCUUUAUGGCUUGGAUUUGGAAAGGUUUAUUGUACUCAAUAAUCCUAACAAUCUUUAUCAAACUAACACAUUUUGCUAGCAGAUUUUCAGUACUCUCUGUGCACUCAGAUUAUCUUCUACUGUUUCAGGAAACAAUACCUUAAAAGACCUCAAAAAAACCGCUUGUUUCCUGCAAGUGAAACUGCAGCUCAGACUGGAUACUAAGCCAAGGAUUUUCACUGGAGCCCAGGGGAAGGUUGUUUCCUCACUCUUGUUGAAAUUCAGUGGGAGUUGGGUGCUGAGACACUAAGCAUUGUUGCCCUCAGCUAAACAUGACACUUCUGAAUGCUCUGUGCACCGUCCCAACAAAAAAACCACAUCUGUGCUUUGACAAAGCAAUCACAUUUUCUUCCACAUUACUAAAUGAAUUUGGAACAGAA
Messenger RNA from Serinus canaria (Common canary), 3209 nucleotides. It is a transcript of the gene RCN1, whose product is annotated as reticulocalbin 1. NCBI's taxonomy places the organism in Eukaryota, Metazoa, Chordata, Aves, Passeriformes, Fringillidae. Gene Ontology annotation, molecular function: calcium ion binding. Gene Ontology annotation, cellular component: endoplasmic reticulum. The record is from RefSeq and is a predicted model, not a curated record. Bases 1 to 972 code for a protein of 323 amino acids. The transcript is spliced from 6 exons.